Molecule: messenger RNA, 896 nt
Organism: Patella vulgata (common limpet)
Lineage: Eukaryota; Metazoa; Mollusca; Gastropoda; Patellidae
Product: NADH dehydrogenase [ubiquinone] flavoprotein 2, mitochondrial
Exons: 9
Coding region: 53-796 (247 amino acids)
Biological process (GO): mitochondrial electron transport, NADH to ubiquinone
Molecular function (GO): NADH dehydrogenase activity
Source: RefSeq, a predicted model, not a curated record
CUUAGACCCUAAUUUAAUACCGGAAGUGGCAAGUCACCGAGGUUAAACAAAAAUGUUGAGCUCAGUUUGCAGAAAUAUAAUUUCGACUGCUAAACAGCAGUUUCGAAGUUUGCAUAAUACAUCAGCAGUAUGUAGUGACCACAUGUUUGUGCACAGAGAUACACCAAUUAAUAACCCUGAUGUAAAAUUUGAAUUUACUCCAGAAAACCGAAAGAGAGCUGAUGCUAUUAUAGCUAAUUACCCAGAUGGUCACAAACAAGCAGCUGUAAUCCCAUUAUUAGAUCUAGCUCAAAGACAACAUGGUUGGACUCCACUUGCUGUAAUGCAUAAAGUUGCUGAUAUUCUAAAAAUGCCUAGAAUGCGGGUGUAUGAAGUAGCCACAUUUUACACUAUGUUUAAUAGGGAACCUGUUGGUAAAUAUUUUGUUCAGAUCUGUACGACCACACCAUGUAUGUUAGGUGGUGUUGGUUCCGAUGUUAUCUUACAGGCAAUCAAAGAUAAUCUAGGUGUUAAAGUUGGAGAAACAACUAAAGAUGGUAUGUUUACACUAGCUGAAGUAGAAUGUCUAGGUGCUUGUGUUAAUGCUCCUAUGAUACAGAUUAAUGAUAAUUAUUAUGAAGACUUAACAGUUGAAGACACAAACAGAAUUCUCAAUGACAUUAAAUCAGGAAAGAUGCCAAAACCUGGACCACAGAGUGGUCAAGAUUGGAGAUUUGCUUCUGAACCCAAAACAGGAUUAACCUCUUUAACGGACCCCCCUAAAGGUCCUGGAUUUGGAGUUCGUAGUGAUUUAUAGAAUAAAAUAUUAACAGCAAUGUUGAUUGUAAUAUAGUAAUAAUAUAUCGCUUGUUAUUGUAAGGACUGAAAACAGUUGUAAAAUAAAUUAUGUAAUAUAA